Messenger RNA from Paecilomyces variotii, 1039 nucleotides. RefSeq names its product molecular chaperone Prefoldin, subunit 3. Gene Ontology annotation, biological process: microtubule-based process; tubulin complex assembly; protein folding. The transcript has 4 exons. Gene Ontology annotation, cellular component: cytoplasm; prefoldin complex. Gene Ontology annotation, molecular function: tubulin binding. Lineage: Eukaryota; Fungi; Ascomycota; Eurotiomycetes; Eurotiales; Thermoascaceae. Bases 198 to 809 code for a protein of 203 amino acids. The record is from RefSeq and is a predicted model, not a curated record.
AGAGGAAACCCAGCUCUUGAUCUCUCCACCACCGAAACUCACGCUGGAAACUCCGAACCCCUCAGCGUCUGCGUUCGACUUCUGGUAACAACAAAACGCAAACCCCCACCAGAGCAUCCAAUGUCACCUGCCUGAGAGCCGACCUGAAUUGGCCCUGCUCUACUGGGCAGUGAAAUAAUCAAGAAAUAAAAUCAAAUAUGGCCGACAAAACGCCCGCGGCUGCGCAAGCGCAGACCAAUCCACGCGGAAUUCCAGUCGCUCCCUUCGUCGACAAUGUGUCAGAUUACGUCUCGUCUCGCGCGGACGUCGAGCCCACACUCCGCUCGUUCCAGGAAAUGAUUGCAAAGUAUCAGUUCAUGGAAGUAAACACGCAGCGACGGGCAGCGGGGUUACGGGAAAAGAUUCCGGAUAUCAAGAAGACAUCAGAGACUGUGAAGUUCUUGAAGUUGCGCAGGAAGGCUGGAUCAGAAGAACCUCUCCUUACCAACUUCGAGCUCAACGACACCCUCUAUGCUCGCGCGACUGUCUCCCCUGCCGACACUGAAGAGGUGUAUCUCUGGCUUGGUGCCAACGUGAUGCUGGCAUACCCACUUGAUGAGGCUGAGACUAUGCUGGAAGAGAAGCUCCGUGCCGCAGAGUCAAGCUUGAAGAACUGCGAGGAGGAUUUGGAGUUCCUGAGGGAACAGAUCACGACCCUUGAAGUUGCGACCGCGCGCGUAUAUAAUUGGGAUGUCGUACAGAGACGGAAAGAGAAAGCAGAAGGCAAGGGCGGAGACGAUGAAGAUGUUAAGGCUGGUCCGGCCGGUUAGUAGUCGGAUUUGAGAACAGGAAAUUUCAAAUUAGCAGUUUUAAGGCAGCUCCGUUUUGGGGGAGGACGAAUAGCGAUCCUGAUCUAUGGUUUUAUAGAAAAGUAGUCGGUUUUCUUAAAAAUCAACCUUUACGAAAUACUUUAACCUUUAGCCCUGUGUGCGUCAGGCAAGCAGGGUAGUUAUUAUUAUGAUCUCCUAUUUAUACGUCCAGUCUAUGUGGUCUGGAUUCG